This is a messenger RNA of Otolemur garnettii (small-eared galago), 3827 nucleotides long. RefSeq names its product protein phosphatase 1 regulatory subunit 3A (gene PPP1R3A). Gene Ontology annotation, cellular component: protein phosphatase type 1 complex. The transcript has 4 exons. The record is from RefSeq and is a predicted model, not a curated record. Gene Ontology annotation, biological process: regulation of glycogen biosynthetic process. Bases 26 to 3364 code for a protein of 1112 amino acids. Gene Ontology annotation, molecular function: protein phosphatase 1 binding; glycogen binding. NCBI's taxonomy places the organism in Eukaryota, Metazoa, Chordata, Mammalia, Primates, Galagidae.
CCCUUAUUUGAUAUCAGAGAGCCCAAUGGAGCCUUCUGAAGUACCUAGUCAGAUCAGCAAAGAUAAUUUUUUAGAAGUUCCUAAUUUAUCUGAUUCUCCUUGUGAAGAUGAAGAAGUUAAAGUUAGUUUCAGGCCUGGUUUCUCCCCUCAACCAAGCAGACGAGGUUCUGAUUCUUCUGAAGACAUGUACCUGGACAUACCCGCUUCAGGGACUAGGCGAGUUUCAUUUGCUGACACCUUUGGAUUCGAUCUUGUGUCUGUUAAAGAAUUUGAUUGCUGGGAAUUACCGAGUGUUUCAACUAAUUUUCACUUAAGGAAGGACACUGAAGAAUAUGUUUUAUCUCCAUUAUUUGACUUACCUUCUUCAAAAGAGGAUCUUCUGCAACAACUUCAAGUAAAGAAAGCAGUCCUGGAGUCUGCUGAAUGUCUUCCUGGGUCUACGAGUAUGAAGGGGAUUAUUCGUGUUUUGAAUGUUUCUUUUGAGAAGUUAGUGUAUGUGAGGAUGUCCUUAGAUGACUGGCAGACACAUUAUGAUAUUUUAGCAGAAUAUGUUCCUAAUUCGUGUGAUGGUGAAACUGACCAGUUCUCUUUUAAGAUUUCAUUGGUUCCUCCUUAUCAAAAAGAUGGCAGUAAAGUUGAAUUUUGUAUACGUUAUGAAACUUCUGUUGGUACAUUUUGGUCAAACAAUAAUGGCACAAAUUAUGCGUUGGUUUGUCAAAAGAAAGAACAAGAGCCAGAGCCUGUAAAACCACGGGAAGAAGUUGGAAACAGACAGAUAAAAGGCUGCUUAAAAGUAAAAUCAAGUAAAGAAGAAUCAUCAGUAACAUCGGAAGAGAAUGACUUUGAGAAUCCAAAGAUUACAGAUACUUACAUCCCAACAAUCGUUUGUUCUCAUGAGGACAAGGAAGACUUGGAAACCAGUAAUCAAAAUGUAAAAGAUGUAAACAGGGGAAAUGAUGAACAUAAUGAAAAAGAAUUAGAGCUGAUGAUAAACCAACACUUAAUAAGAUCUAGAAGUGCGGCUUCCAGAGAUGAAAGGAAUACAUUUUCCACAGAGCCAGUCAAUUUUCCAAGUAAAGCUGAGGGAUUAGAGAAGAAGCAAAUCCAUGGUGAACUAAGCGCUGACUUGUUCCAAAGGCCUUUGUCUCCAAGUUCAUCAGCAGAAAGCUCCUUAAAGGGAGAUUCUCACCACAGUGAAAAAUACUCCUUGGGAAAUGAGAAGUGUAGUCAUCAACCUGCAGAGGAAAUUACUGCAGAUAUGGAAAGAAUCAAGAAGUCGUUGGGAGGUCCUAGUCGUGAUGAAUUAGCGCAAUUACACGUCAGCAGCAGAAAAGGCCUAGAUGAUGAUGCUAAUCCAGCCCACAAGAGGGGCAGGGUGCAUGUAUCCUGCCCUUCCUCAGAUCUACUAAUGGCAGGCAAAACUGAAGUGAAAGACUGGCCAUGUUUAAGAGGAGAUUUCUACUCUGAUGCCUCUGCAUAUCUCAAGGAACCAACACGUGUAUCUCCCAAGGAAGAUUAUGGCAGUGGUAAGGGUGAUGAGGAACAAAGAACUCAUUUGAGUGUUAAUGAAAAACAAAGCCACGUUUGUCAAUCAAUCUCACUUGACCAAGGAAGGAAGAUGGGCCACUCCGAAACAAGCGUGGAAGGGACUGGAGCGACUGACGAAGACCUGACUGCUAUGCUGAGCAAAGAUACCUCACUUCCCGCCCAGGCAAUUACAGCGUCUCAUUCACCAAGGACAAAUUCAAGUUGGGAAGAAGCUAUAUUAACUCCAGAGCGUGAUCACUUGACUGGUGAAGGCGUCCCUUCAGAAGGAAUAAUGAGUCAAGUCUGUUCAUCAAGAAAUGGAAAUGUUUUUAAAAAUGAUUAUCUUUUCCAAGUUGAAGAAAGAAAAUCAGGUUGUAUUAAUUCUGCAGAUUGGGGUAAAAACUCACAGCAUAAAGAAAAUUGGAAUGUUCUGGAAAGUCAGGGAAAAGCAAGAGAAAGUAAGACAAAUAUACCAGAGCAGAACAAAGAGCCAGAGGACUGUGAAGACCUGUGGGAAAAAAGAGAUAAUACAAGGGGGUUGAAAGCUACGUCUACAGACUUGUUUACCUGCCAAGAAACAGUGUGCUGUGAACUGUCUUCCCUAGCUGAUGAUGGUAUUACUGAGAAAGCAGAAGCAGGUACGGCUUAUAUAAUUAAGACAACAUCAGAAAGUGCUCCAGAAAGCAUGUCUGCUAGAGACAAAGCCAUAAUUGCUAAGCUACCCCAAGAGACAGCACGAAGUGACAGGCCCAUCGAGGUAAAGGAAGCAGCGUCUGAUCCACAUGAAGGGAGAAAUGAUGCUUCACAUUAUACCCUUUGUCAACGAGAUCCAGAGGGUGUAAUCCGUGACAAGGAUUGUGAAAAGAAAUCAUGUUUAGGUAUUUGUAAUGUGCGUGUGGGUGAAACAGAGAAGAAAGAAGCCACGUCUACCUACAAUCCUGGGAAGACAUAUGACAGGGAGCAACUCGGCCUUGGAAGUGUAACAUCUAUGGAAGAAGAAUCCUCGCAGGCCAUUACAAAAACUCAAAAGGCAACUUCUAAACCAGAUUCACAAUUGGGAAUAUUACCCACAGGCAAAAACAUAUUACCAGAAAACACGGAAAGAUCCAGAGAUCAUGGAAAGGUCCAAGAAUUAUCCCAUCAAAUGGACUUACAUCCCACUGCGAUUUCUGCUUUUAACUCAGACACUAAUACAGGUUCUCAGAAGGACUCUCACAUUUCCAAACACCACACUAAAACUACAGGGCCAUCUUAUAAACAGGCAAUUUCUGUACAGAGUACAGUCACUACCAUGACUUUCAGAUCUCUUUCUACUAAAUCAGAAAAUAAUUGUAACCAAUCAAGAGAAAUCCAGGGUAUUGAGAAGCACCCUCAGACUGGGUCUACACCUGAAGAAAUUUCCAAAAGUUCAGUAAUGAAACCAGGUAGCAGAAAAGAAAGAUGUAUGGGCCAGAUUUUCCAAAAGGGAGACAGCAGCAUGGAAAAAUCUCUAGGGCCUGUGAUUUUAAUCAGUGAACCUCUCGAGAACACGGAAGAAGCAAGGCAUGAACAUGAAGAAUUAAUAAACUCUGGACAAUUGCCACGUUCUUCAGGUGAAAAUGAGCCUGAGAGCUCUGCUUCUGCUAGUCUCCCUGAUCAGGAAAGUCAAGUUCAAAGCAACGAAUCUUUGUUUUCGAAAUAUACCAACUCUAGAAUACCACACAUCCUUUUGUUUCUGAUAUUUCUUGUAACUAUCUAUCACUAUGACUUAAUGAUUGGUUUGGCAUUCUACCUUCUUUCAUUGUACUGGCUGUCCUGGGAAGGGGGUAGACAAAAAGAGUCUGUCAAAAAGAAAUAACCUCAGCCCGAGUAUUAUUCUCUCUUAAAAGAUAAGCUAUUUAGCCCUAAACAUUUGGAUUGGUGAAAGAGACUAUUCAUUGUUCAAAGAUCCAGCAGUUUUUCUCUUGAAGGAUCAUUUAAAAAGGAAUGCGUAUGAAGUUUGCUCCUUCAUAUAAGUAAUUAUUCUAUAUAGGACCAUUAUGUUUGGAUCAUUAAAUACCUAUAUGAAUAUGAGAUCUCAAGCACGUCAAGCUGAAAUUAGGUACAGCUGUUGCUCCUUAGCAGGCUGUGAAGUUGCAAUGCUUCACGUCUCUUCACUACUUCAAGUGCUAUUUCUUGCAUUCAUUUCUUUUGCAGUAAAGAUUCAUUUUUUUUUGAGAGUAUAUGUCCCCCUAUGCUUUUCAGAAACAGAUAAAACAGGGACAAUAGCCGAGGAAUUUUUUUUUUUUUUGGCCUUUUAGUACUGAGCAUGAAAUUUGGAU